This is a messenger RNA of Drosophila biarmipes, 768 nucleotides long. RefSeq lists its product as uncharacterized. The record is from RefSeq and is a predicted model, not a curated record. The coding region runs from base 38 to 523 and encodes 161 amino acids. The transcript has a single exon. Lineage: Eukaryota; Metazoa; Arthropoda; Insecta; Diptera; Drosophilidae.
UGAACCUGAAGCAUUCAUCGCAAAUAACCAAAUCAAAAUGGCAUCACGCUUCAUUGUUGUUUUCAGUGCCGUUAUCGUCCUGGCUCAAGGAUCGAAUAUUCUGCCCAUCAAACAGGAGUCCGAGAUUGCUAUCCACUCAGGAGUUCCUUUGUCUGGAGGACCCGCGGUCGUAGUUUCCCAAGGACACCCAUCUGUGCACCAGCCCCUGCGUCCGAUAUACAGCCAUGGCCCAGGGCCAGUAGUAACUGCACCACUUGGAGGACACCCCAGAAUACUCGGAUCUGGAUUGGCGGCGCCCCGUCCCUAUGCGGCUGCUCCUCUUCAUUCGGCUCCUGUAUCCUACGUUCGUCCUGCUACUGUGAUCGUUCCCGCUCCCCGAGUGGUGGUCCCUGGUCCUCGUGUCGUGGUGCCUGCUCCUCGAGUGGUGGUUGCUCAUCCGCAUGGCGUUCCUGCCCCAAUUGUCGUUGGUUCUGCUCACGGCAACGUUCACCAGGUCCGCCAUCAUGGCCAGAGACCCCACUAAGAUGUAAAAUGGCCUUAACCGAUUUUAACGAUGAAAUUACAACUGAGCUGAAAUAAUUUGAUACUUUUUUAAAAUCUGUCUAUAACCCACACUUAAGCAAUAGCAAUGGAAAUAAAAAAUUGUACACCACAACAUUGUUAAACCAUUUGACUACUGCCUGCAAUAAAACAUACCAAAUCAAUUCUCCCUUUUUUAUGAUUUCCUAUUUAAGUUAUGUACAAAAACAGGGAGUUUUAUCAAAAUUG